This is a messenger RNA of Cavia porcellus (domestic guinea pig), 760 nucleotides long. RefSeq names its product glycoprotein hormones, alpha polypeptide (gene Cga). The transcript has 4 exons. The coding region runs from base 128 to 490 and encodes 120 amino acids. Gene Ontology annotation, molecular function: follicle-stimulating hormone activity. The record is from RefSeq and is a predicted model, not a curated record. NCBI's taxonomy places the organism in Eukaryota, Metazoa, Chordata, Mammalia, Rodentia, Caviidae. Gene Ontology annotation, biological process: positive regulation of steroid biosynthetic process; thyroid hormone generation. Gene Ontology annotation, cellular component: follicle-stimulating hormone complex; extracellular region.
AAGACAGAUGAGGACUUUAUUAUCUGCAGUUCCUGAGAAAUCACAAGAGAAAAUUAAAUUCCUUUUCAGAUCUACAACUGACUGCCCUGAACAUAUUGUGAGACAGGUAAUUUGAAGAAGGAGCGCCAUGGAUUACUACAGAAAAUAUACAGCUGCCAUUCUGGCCAUCUUGUGUGUAUGUCUGCAUGAUCUCCAAUCUUUUCCUGACAGAGAGUAUACAAUGCAGGGUUGCCCAGAAUGUAAGCUAAAGGAAAAUAAGUUGUUCUCCAUGUUGGGUGACCCCAUUUAUCAGUGCGCAGGCUGCUGCUUCUCCCAGGCAUAUCCCACUCCAGCAAGGUCCAAGAAGACAAUGUUGGUUCCAAAGAACAUCACUUCAGAAGCCUCUUGCUGUGUGGCCAAAGCAUUUACCAAGGUCACAGUUAAGGGAAAUGUCAGAGUGGAGAACCACACGGAAUGCCACUGCAGCACUUGUUAUUAUCACAAAUCUUAAACCUUUUGCAAAAUGCAUGAUGAUGAUUACUGAUUCCAUGGGAUGGAAAUUCAAGUUGCUCAGUGUUUGUAGCCUCACAAAUUAAAGCCCUCCUUUCCUUACCAGACCAUUUUGAUGUGCUUCAAGGAUAUACAGCAGCUUUAUCCCUUUCUCCUUAUCCUACAGUAUAAUCAACAGUCUAGCUCUUUUCAUCCAGAAUGAAAUAGAGUGUUUAGUAUGAUCAUAAAAACCUGGCUCCAUGGAAAAUAAAGCCUUUAAGCUAUCAUUCAA